AUAUAACUAUCGGGGGUGGGCAUGAGGAGAUCACUGGGUAAGACCACAGAGGCACCCGAGGUACUGGUACAUAUGGCCAGCGACUCUCUCAGCCAAACCACUCUGCACAGAGACGCACCGCGACUACCCUCAACUCGUUGUCAACCCGAAAUACGGCAGUACUGUACGCAGAAAUUCAUUGAAAAUGAGACCCUCUGCGAAGGAUGUGAAUACCGAACAAUCGGGCGUCACCCUGAGACAAGCGCGCACAGAAGGCUCUACGUCCAGUUUGAACAGUCCUACAAGUAGGGAAUGUGGCCUGCAGAGCCCGAGUUAUAGGCAAGCUACAGAGCAGGCCAUACGCGCAUCUAGUUGUGAAAUUUUGAGUACCGCCAGUAAUAAGCUUAAAAACGAGGCGGGAGCUGACGUGCUUAGCGAUGGGAAUGAAAGCGAGCCUUCCACCGAGAAACUGCAACAGCUUAUAAAGCAGCGAAAAGAUAUUUUAUCUAUUGCACUAUCAUACACCAUAGAAAACGGUAAUGGUGAGAGCGUAGAUCUGGAUAUGGAGUCUAUCGUCUCACAGAUGAAGACAUUCAUGUUCGCUGGUCACGAUGCCGUCGCCGCAACUACCGCGUGGUGUCUUCGUCUGCUCGGAGAGAACAAGGAUAUUCAGGAGAAGCUGAUAACGGAAGUGGAUGAGCUAUAUGCGACCAAACCCAAUUUUGAAUUCAGAGACUUGGGACAAAUUUCAGAUGGAAACAUUGAGGUUAUAUCCACCGGCAUCCACCCUUCGUCAUGUCGCUCCGGGCACAGCACCUAUCAAGGGCUACGAUUUAGCAGAUUCACUAUGUUUUGUAUCGGCGUAUACUAUGCACAGAACAACCGAUGGGCUUACAUACCCUUCUCAAACGGUCCACGCAACUGCAUCAGUCAGCAAUUUGCAAAGAUUGAGCUGGAAUACAUCAUAGCCAUGACCUUCAUAGAAUUCCGCUUCAUGCCCGUGGGAGAGGAAUCAAUCGCUUUCCAUAUCAUAACCGUACCUAAGAAUGGCUGUAAACUUUUGCCGGUACGAAGAAAGGAUGUUCGACAGUUCGAUUUAAAUACCGGCAAGGCAGAGUCCCUAGUCAGUGGCGGUGCAGAGUAG
Sphaeroforma arctica JP610 is the source of this 1123-nucleotide messenger RNA. RefSeq lists its product as hypothetical. The coding region runs from base 185 to 1123 and encodes 312 amino acids. Gene Ontology annotation, molecular function: heme binding; oxidoreductase activity, acting on paired donors, with incorporation or reduction of molecular oxygen; iron ion binding. Lineage: Eukaryota; Ichthyosporea; Ichthyophonida. The transcript is spliced from 8 exons. The record is from RefSeq and is a predicted model, not a curated record.